UCCUGCCAUAUUUGUCGUGUUGCCAGAGGGGGCGUAUGGUACCCGCGUGUAGCACAGCCUACAAACUGUAUGCUUUUUGUCAACGACGCGUUCGUUGUUUACAUAAAUCACAGGGAAGGCAAAAUGUUGCCACACCGCUGACCUCAGGGACGCCGGAGGAUUUUCCAGUUCUAUUAUUGUUUUUCCGCCAUCUCUAACCCCAGCAGUGGCCAUGGUGUCCAGAAAAAUGCAGCUGCAGGCUACAAUAUUUCACUCUGAAAAUGUAGCCUUCUGGAGUAGAAGUAUAAAGUAACGUUACCUCAAAAUUGUACUCAAGUGUAGCACUUAAGUAAACAUUACUUUCCACCAGUGACAGCAGCACAUAGCCUGUCAUACGCGCACGGCGCGCAUUCUUUUCAAAAACAGUUUUACUUGAAAUCUUCUAAUCUGGCAACACAGGGCUCGGGUUCCCUGCUACUGCCACAUAUAGCAGGGCGAUAGCUAUCAUACAUGCUGAGUGAGUCUAAAUUUGGUUUGCAACCCAUACGCACGUCUUUGGAAGCUGAGGUUGUUCCCAAAUGUCUGCACGGGUGUUGCUACAUAACGUAUUUCAGAUUGUCUGAAGCGUGACUACUCUAGUCCCUGCGUGGCCCCGACCAGCAGAUGGCAGCGCAGACCGGCUUUCUGUCCAAUGUGACCCUGCUCUGCAGCUCCACGGUCAAGUGACCAGCCACUUCCCACUGAACAAAAACACGCAGACGCAUGCACGCAGAGGUGCAUUCCCACUGUCUGUGUCUCACACACUACAGGGCCACAUAAAGACCGAGAAAGAUAUCGGAAAAACAAGGCAGCAGCUGCACAGGCGGAGCUCAAGGGAAAUCAGCGGUUCAUUCUAGUAAAGAAGUGUGUCGGAUGGGUGGAGGCGCCACCCGGCUGUACAGCGCCCUGACUCAGACCCGCGGCAGCUCUCCUCUCCCCCUCCCCCUCCCCCAGCAGCCUGACAACACAAACCUGGAUCCAGCUUUCUGCCAGGAGCAGAAGGGGUCCCCUGCAUGUCCCCCCGAUCCAGCGGAGCUGCUUCGACAGUGUGAAGAGGCCCUCGGGGACCGACCUCCCCGCCUCCACAGGAAGUUCACUCACCUCGACGAUGGAGACAGCGCCCCCAGCAGCCCCAUCAGGGUGAUGCAGUGGAACAUACUGGCCCAAGCCCUGGGCGAGGGACUUGACAGUUUUGUCCAGUGUCCUCCGGAGGCCCUCCGCUGGUCCCGUAGGAAGUACCUCAUCCUAGAGGAGAUCCUCACCUACCGACCUCAUAUCCUGUGUCUGCAGGAAGUCGACCACUACUACGACACCCUCCAGCCGGUUCUGGCAGGCCUGGGUUACAGCAGCAACUUUUGCCCUAAACCCUGGUCGCCGUGCCUGGACGUGGAGGGCAACAACGGCCCCGACGGCUGCGCGCUGUUCUUCGAUCAGUCGCGGUACGAGCUCGUGGACAGCGCCAGCGUACGCCUUUCUGCCAUAAGGAUUCCAACCAAUCAGGUCGCCGUGGUGACGAUGCUGCGUUGCCGGAGCACGGGGAGAUGCGUGUGCGUGGCCGUGACCCAUCUGAAGGCUCGUUCUGGCUGGGAGUGGCUCCGCAGCGCCCAGGGCUCCGACCUCCUGCGCCACCUCCAGACUCUGGUCCAGAAACCCGGCGGCGACCCCGGGGGCGCCGUCAGCUCUGACAUUCCUCUGCUCAUAUGUGGAGAUUUCAACGCAGUCCCGACUGAGGAGGUGUACCGACGCUUCGCCGCGUCGCCCCUCGGCUUGGACUCGGCCUAUAAGAAACUCAGUCAGGACGGUUUGACUGAGCCCGAGUACACCACGUGGAAGAUCCGGCCUACAGGGGAAUGCUGCUCCACUCUGGACUACAUCUGGUACAGUCGGCACACGCUGAGAGUGGACGCCGUUUUGGACAUGCCCACCGAGGAGCAGAUUGGGCCAAACAGGCUUCCGUCCUUCACUUAUCCGUCUGACCACCUCUCUCUGGUUUGCGACUUUAGCUUUAAGGAGGAGGAGUGAGAAGGAAACGAUGAGCAAACGCACAGGAAGGGACACAAGGGACACAGGAAGGGACACAGGAAGGGACACAGGAAGGGACACAGUCGCGUUGGCUUCACCCAACGAUAAGGUGCGCUGAUGAGACGCCACGCGGGAGCGAAGACAGGACAGAAAACCGGAGCAGGACGUUAGUUACUGUGCGUGGAUUGAAAAGUCAGAUAACUUAACAAACAAAUAGGGCUGGGCGAUAGGGAGAAAAUCAAAUAUUGGUAAGAUAUUUUUGACCAAAUAUCUCCAUAUCGAUACAGAGACGAUAUUGUUGUGUUGAGUAUUGGUGCUUUCACAAAAUAUUUACACAAUGAGAUUUUUGAUAAAUAAUCAUCAGUAAUGUGGAUAUAAUGACUA
Molecule: messenger RNA, 2424 nt
Organism: Perca flavescens (yellow perch)
Lineage: Eukaryota; Metazoa; Chordata; Actinopteri; Perciformes; Percidae
Product: nocturnin
Exons: 6
Coding region: 892-2040 (382 amino acids)
Biological process (GO): circadian rhythm
Molecular function (GO): poly(A)-specific ribonuclease activity
Source: RefSeq, a predicted model, not a curated record